Molecule: messenger RNA, 3259 nt
Organism: Monodelphis domestica (gray short-tailed opossum)
Lineage: Eukaryota; Metazoa; Chordata; Mammalia; Didelphimorphia; Didelphidae
Gene: BBIP1
Product: BBSome interacting protein 1
Biological process (GO): cilium assembly; receptor localization to non-motile cilium
Cellular component (GO): BBSome
Source: RefSeq, a predicted model, not a curated record
CAUUUACCUCUCUAGGGUACAUAGUAAGUCAGUUGUCAUGUGAAGCAAGAACAUAAAUGUCAGUCUCCUAUACUAGCUAUUAAGAUUGCAUUUCCUGGCCUCAGAGACUUAACUAGCUCUAUGACACUGGUCAAAUCACUUAACCCCAAUUGCUUAGUCCUUACCAGUCUUCUGCCUUGGAACCAAUAUUUGGUAUUGAUUCUAAAAGAGAACGUAAGGAUUAUUUUUUAAGAUUGUAUUUUCUCAGUUCAAUUCAACAAGCACUUAUUCAAUACUUGUUAUAUGCAAAAUACUUGCCAUGUGCUAAGAGAUACCAAGAAUAACAUUUUUUAAGUUUGAUUUUAGGUACACUGGUGAGGCAUUAGUAAGGUAUCUGAGUAAAUAAGACAUGUUAAAGAAUUCUAGAUAUGGGCCUGGAACUCAGCUGUCAAGUCUAGAGAUAGAGAUUCAAGCUAUCUUCAUGGAGGUGGUAGUUAAAGCUAUAGAGAAGUGCAUGAAAUCGCCAGGUGGAAAGUAUAAAGAGAAGAAGGCCAAUAAUGUUCCCCUACAUCCAUGAUGGCAAUCCUAUGACACACAUGCCAUAGAUGGCACACAGAGACCUCUGGGCAAGUGCAGGCCUAGCAGGAGCCUGGCCCCACCUCUAAGUACAGGAGGUGGGGCAUUCUAGCCUCCCUUCACCAUCUCAGGGGCUGAGCACUGCCUGCUUGCCAAGCACAGUCAUUGAGCCCUGCUGCCUCCUUCCGCUGGAGCAGCAGCACAGCUGUGCUUGCCCCACUGCUGACCAAAGCAGGUCACCUUCCCAGCCUGCAGCCUGGCCUCAUCCCCCAAAUGUAUGCAUGGGUGGGGCGUGGCGCACAGUGGGGGCAGGCAUGGCCACACAGUCUGUGGGGACAUGGCACAAGGUCACCAAAAGGUCACCAUCACUGCCCACAUCAAGGAACACCCAAAUCAAGGAGUAUCUGGCAAAGGGUACAAAGCAGAAAUAGAGUUGAGAGAGAGAGAGAGAGAGAGCCAGGAAAAUGCUUCUAAAGUCAAGGAAAGAAAGUUUAUGGAAAACUAGGGGAAGGGGAUGUUGGGAUAUUAAGUGUAGAGAGUGUUAGAUGUUACAUAGCAGUCACGUAAAAUAAUGACUGAGAAAAGGUUGUUGAAUUUAACAAUGAUGUCAUGGGGGCAGCUGGAUGGCUCAGUGGGUUGAAAGCCAGGCCAAGAGAGGGGAGGUCCUAGAUUUAAAACUGACCUCAGCCACUUCCUAGCUUGUGUGAUCCUGGGCAAGUCACUUAACCCCCAUUGCCUAGCCCUUUCUGAUCUUCUGCCUUGGAACCAAUAUACAGUAUUGAUUCCAAGACUGAAGGUAAGGGUUUAAAAAAACCCAAUGAUGUCAUGGUGACCUUUGAGACAACAGUUUCAAUAAAAUGAUAAGAAAAGCCAGUUUUCAAAGCUUUAGAGUAGAUGAUGAAAUGAUGCUUUGAAUGUAGAUUUUGUUUUGAGACUGAGUUUCUGUUGCCCAAUCCACUGCUGAUUGGCACUGUGGCUUUGAUCCAUUGACUUGCUCUCUAUGACCUGAACCAAUUUCAAUUUGUCUCUUCCUAGGCAGUCUGAUGGCCCUUCAUUCUACAUCUCACAACUCUUGGGCUCAAGUGAUAGACCCGGCUCAGCCUUACUACCAGGAGAUAGUAAUGAAUAAAGCAUGUUCCUUCAUUUGCAGCAUAGCCUCUAGAUAGCUUUUUCAGAGUAGGAGAGAUUUGAUCAUUGUUACAAAUAGAAAAAAUGGACCUGGUUUGGAAUUGAAAGGUCAGGGGGGAAACAGGAGAUAAUGGGAAGAUUUAAGUUGCUCGAGAAGAUGAUUACGGAACCAUAGUCCUAAGAGCCUAAAGUAGGGCCAAGGAUACAAAGAGUGAUUGUUUAGACUUUUAAGGUAUGCUAUAUGUUGUGGCAGAAUGCUCACUUUAAAAUUAUAGGACCAAGAUUCAAGUGACCACCCUGCUAUCCAUAACAGAUGUGAUAUGACCUCAUGCAAAUCACUUAAACUCUCUGAUCCUCAGUUUUCCCAGCUGUAUAAUAAGAAUGUUGAUCAUAUCCAUAGUUCAUUAAUGUUCUUAAUCUGUGAGUCUAUAAAGUAUCACGUGAGGAUAUGACUAAUUUUAGAACACGAAUUUAAUUACUGAGUUUGGGAGGAGACUUCAGUGUCCAUAUAGUCCAACUGCUAUCUGAAAUUAAUCCCCACUUUAACCUACCCAAAGAAUAGAAUUCCAGCCUCUACCUAAAGACCUCCAUGGAAGGGAUCCCAACAUCUCCAAAGAGAUCCCAUUCAACUUUUAGAGAGCUCUAAUGGAAAUAAAGUACAACAUACAGCAGUUCUGAUAUGGCAGAGGUGAAGUCAAUGUUCCGGGAAGUCCUUCCCAAACAAGGGCAGUUGUCUGUGGAAGAUGUGGCCACCAUGGUGCUAUGCAAACCCAAACUUCUGCCACUAAAAUCUCUGACUCUUGAAAAAUUAGAGAAAAUGCAGCAAACAGCACAAGAAACUAUUCGCCAACAGGAAAUAGCAGAAAAGGAACAGCACCAAACAAACCAAUGAAUCAAUUUUGUUACUAAUUUUAGUUGCUGUAUUUUUCAAAAUAAUUCACAUUUGUUUUCUAAAGCUGUAAUUUUUAUUAAAGGUAAAAUUUAUUUAAAAUGAAAGGACAGGUAUAAGUCAUCAAAACAAGAUGAUUUAUUUAAGUUCUUAUGAUUCCUAUUAUAUAGACUAUGGUCCAACUUUUACUUUGGCCAAAUUUUAUUUUAAAACUAUGGUACUGACUAGUGGUUGUUGGAAUUUGAAGUUCUUCCACAAGAUUGCUCUUUGUCUAGAUGUUGUUCAACAUUCCUAGAACAUUCCUAUUUUUUUUAUCAAGUUUAGAGAUCCAACAAACCCAUAAAAAUGUGCAACUUCAUGAAAAUUCUACACGUUGGGCUUCUGAAUACUAUAUCAAGACUAAAAAUUACAUUUUUAAUGUUUUGCUUAAGUACUCAUGUUUUUCAAUGGACAGUGUUGGGUAGAGAAGAAAUUUUUUAAAAACAGAAUUAUAAGGAUAUACUACAUAUAUACAAUGUGUGAAAGCAAAGUUCAUGGUAGACUGCUUUUACUUCAAUUGAUAAAACUACCUAUGUUUUACACAAUAUUUUCUAACAGAAGUUAAAGCCAAACUUUCUUAGCCAACUGGAGCAAAAGAAAUGUAGCAACAUUCCUGACAAUUAAAGGCUGGCUUUUUAAAAAUACAAA